UAUGGCACCACUUGCAGAUAAAAAUGAAAUUAAAAAAGCUCUUCUAUCUGAUAAGAGAAAUGGGGUGCCCUAUGUACGACGCUGCGGAAAAGUGAUUCAGUUGGUGGGAAAUCGUCAUCGUGGUUAGAAGAUAUCUCGGAACUAAUAGAAUAACAUGUGCAGAUCCAUCGGAAUCUGUGUGGCCAUCACCCUGAUCGUCAUCGGGGUGCUGUUUCUGAUCGGAGGGAUCCUAGGUUUGGUCGCCCCAAUCAUUAUCGACUGCGAUAGCAUCGACGACCUGACACCCGAGGACUACGAGACUUGCCAAACCCUCGACCACGCCCUCAUGACAGCUGGCAUCGUUACCACCUGCAUAGGAGGAAUCCUGGUCCUUGUGGGCAUCAUCAUGAUCUACUGCCUGAGAAGCAGGCGUCCCAAAAUCAUCCAGGCAGCUCCAGUCAUCGCAACGAUUCCGCCAGGAUAUCCGCAGUACCAAAAUCCCCUGAUGCACCAAAACCCAGAAGCUCCUCGCAGCUCUGCUCCUGCGCAUCCUGACCUCAGCAAUUUCACCCAACACUCAUAAAUAUGAACCGUGCUACAGGUUUUUCACAUGGAUCCCUUGUCCUGCCGUGAGUGUUCAUUACAAUUUUAAAAUAAAGGAGUAUGUCCCGGCGCUUAUGCUUGUCGUACGUUUCAUGCAUAUAUAAUGCAGUGUCUCUAGUAUGGUUAAGGAUGCAUUUAAGUUGAAGGACACAUUUAGGAAGCAAUGAGGUGCCACCAUCAGCUGUCACGAAAGAUCAUGUCAAUGUCUGCUUAGUAGUGUUAAAGGUAAUUAAUUGUUUAAUACCCUUCGUCAGUCUCUUACAGAUGACAGGCAUUGUCUUUACUGGGAUCAUUUUGUACAAAAAAGAAUUUUACUUAAAUAAAAUGUGGAGAGAUAGUUCCAGGAACUGGGAAGGUAAUUUACUAUGGUGGAAACUGGGCUAGGAGGCUACAAGUUUGUGUUUGAAAAUGGUCAAUGGUCAUUUCCUCUUCUAGAAAAAUAAACUACAAAGGCAGGGAAA
Messenger RNA from Macrobrachium nipponense, 1043 nucleotides. RefSeq lists its product as uncharacterized. The transcript is spliced from 3 exons. NCBI's taxonomy places the organism in Eukaryota, Metazoa, Arthropoda, Malacostraca, Decapoda, Palaemonidae. The record is from RefSeq and is a predicted model, not a curated record. Bases 155 to 562 code for a protein of 135 amino acids.